Messenger RNA from Chironomus riparius, 753 nucleotides. Lineage: Eukaryota; Metazoa; Arthropoda; Insecta; Diptera; Chironomidae. The record is from the annotation of a GenBank genome assembly.
AUGAACAUCCAAAGCAUCAUCAUCUUACUCGCAUCCCUAACAGCACUAACAUCAGCAAUCCUUCCUGGAAUUGACAAGACUCGAGCAUUCUCCGAUCGCGAUCUCGUCAUUUUAAUCAAACGAAAGUACGAGAACCUCCCAGACUAUUACCUUGAUGACGACUACUACAAGACAGACAUCGAGUUCCUUAGAAGUUCUAGCCAAAACUGUGUUUUUAACAAGCUUAACCUAAUUGAUGUUGAUGAUGUGACAAUGGAUGAGCUGAAGAACUUUGAUCCAAUAACAGCUAUUGGCGAUGAGCAGGAAGAUGUCAAUACUAUGGUGAUCUAUGUCAUGUAUUCAUGCAUUGAGGAUGCUAAUAAAUUUAUUGACCAUGAUUUUGCCAACUUUGUUAAGAAGCCACGACAUCCAAUACCUCAAAACUCUACAGAAUGUGCCAAAUUUGAACUUACAAAGCUCAACAAGAAUAAGCCAUUAAUCGACAGCUUUCCAAGCCUUAAAAAUUUCACUAAAAAGCAGUGUAAUAAAAUCCUCAAAGACCUUAAAACAGUCAAUAAGAGCAAUGACGAUGAUUUUCGUGGAUGCUUGAAAAUUUAUGACAAUUCAUCGCUGGAAUAUGAACUAAAGUUUGCGAUAAUGAAUCAUGAGAUGCCAAAUGAGAAGACUUACAAUGAGGAGAAGGAGAAAUAUGGAAGAGAAUCGACAAUUGUGAAUAAUGAGUUUGUUGAUUGCAUGAUUAAGAGAAUUUUGUAG